Molecule: messenger RNA, 2661 nt
Organism: Alnus glutinosa
Lineage: Eukaryota; Viridiplantae; Streptophyta; Magnoliopsida; Fagales; Betulaceae
Product: cation/H(+) antiporter 2-like
Exons: 5
Coding region: 241-2628 (795 amino acids)
Biological process (GO): proton transmembrane transport; regulation of pH
Cellular component (GO): membrane; endomembrane system
Molecular function (GO): antiporter activity
Source: RefSeq, a predicted model, not a curated record
UGCACUGCCUCAGCCCCUCCCUUCUCUCUCACUCUAUUUUUAACGUUUUGCUUAAAAUGUGGGGGUUUUUCUUUUUUGGGCAAGUCCAGAGUUGACAAAGUAAAAGACCUUAUUAAAUUUUUACGAAUAGUGGAUCAUAUCUGAAGCAUGUGACAGAAUUUCUCAUCGAUUUCUUCUUUUUCUCUCCUCAAUCGAUCUUAAUUUGCUGCUUUUCCUUGCAAGCUAACGUACACCAGAAGAAUGGACGCAACCCACCGCGUGGUUUGUCGUGAUGAUUUGUUCAACCCUCUCACCUCAAUGGGCUUGCAAUUGUCUUGCAUUCUUGUCAUCUCCCACUUCUUUCACCUCGUGCUCAAGGCCUUGGGUCAGCCCGGACCCAUUGCUCAAAUUUUUGCUGGAAUGGUGCUGGGUCCCUCAGCGUUGUCAAAUUUAAAAUCAGUGAAAGGAUUCUUUUUCCAAACAACUGCUGCAGAUUUCUACCAAGUUUUUGGUCUGUUUUGCCGCAUCAUAUUCAUGUUCCUGAUUGGGCUGGAGACAGACAUUCCUUACGUGAGGCGCAACUUUCGUUUGGCGAGCACCAUUGCAUACAGUGGUGCUUUAAUGGGCUCCAUCUUCGGGCUGGGAGCUUCCUUCUUUCUGCAGCAUCAGUUAGAAGAGGACGAUCAUUUCAAGUCAACAUUCGUGUGUGUCAUGAUGUUAAUCCUAGCGUACACAGCCUCUCCGGUUGUGAUUCGUUUGGCAGCAGAGCUAAAAUUCGAUACUUCAGACGUGGGUCGAUUAGCAAUAGCUUCUUCACUCAUAGCUGAGAUGUCAUGCUUGCUGCUUUUCAAUUUCAUGCUUGCUUGCCAUUCGGGGAAGCUGUUCAAAUAUGGGUUUUACUGCUUGUUCCUUAGCGUGUUCGUCAUAGUUACGAACAAGUACUUAUCUAACUGGUUCAACAAACGGAACCUUAACCAAAAGUACUUGAAAAAUCCUGAGGUGUUUGUUAUCCUGUCACUUGUUAUAGGCAGCGCAAUGUUUAUGGAAUGGGCCAAUUAUAAUAGCAUAAUAAAUUGUUUUGUCGUUGGCCUGAUGUUCCCUAGGGAAGGAAAAACUGCUCGGACAAUGUUACAUAAACUCACUUAUUCAGUUCACAACUUCGUACUUCCCAUUUACUUCGGCUACAUUGGCUUCCAAUUUAAUGGAGUAUGGCUGAAUAAUUGGAGGAAUGUUCUCAUUGUUCUCAUCCUGGUCUUGUUGAGCAUUGGCAGCAAGCUUUGUGGCACGCUUGCUGCUUGCCGGUACUUAAAGAUUCCACUGAAUGAGGGGGUUCUUCUCGGAUUCUUAUUGAACCUCAAAGGCCAUGCUGAUCUUCUCUUCAUAGGCUCUGCCUCAAAGUUGCUUAUUGUAUGGAGUCCAAAAGCUUUCAACUUGUUGCUAAUAUCAAUAGUGCUCAACACAAUAAUUUCGGGGCCGGUGGUGGCUUUCCUAAUGAGAAGAGAAGAAAGAUUGUUUGGAAACAUGCGGACAGCACUUGAAAUCCAAGACCCAGACGAAGAGCUUAGGUUGCUGGCAUGUGUUUAUGGACCUCGUCAGGCACCGGCCAUACUUGGACUCAUAUCAGCAUUAAGCGGCUCUCAGACAGCACCCACCACGCCUUAUUUGAUGCACCUAAUAGAGCUACUCAAAAAACGCAGGACCAAACUAUCCUACCAUGAACUAGAACAAGAUGAGCUUAGCGACGAGGAAGACUAUGGCGGAAAUGAUGUGGUGGGAAUCCAUGAAGCUGUCGAUGCUUUUACUGCUGAGACAAAAAUUUUUAUGCAUGCCGGGAAAGCAGUAUCAUCCUUUGCAACCUUAUAUGAGGAUGUGAGUAUCAUCGCCGAGGACUUGCGAGUAUCCAUUAUUCUUCUCCCUUUUCACAAGCACCAACGAAUUGAUGGGAAAAUGGAUAGUGGGAAGGAGGGUAUUCGGACUACAAACCAAAAGGUUCUUCGCCAUGCUCCAUGCUCAGUUGGCAUCAUCGUGAGCAGAGGAAUCGAAGGGGUCCCCGGGUUCUCACAACAACUUGGCUUUGAAUGUAUACAACAGGUUGCAACUCUUUUCUUUGGUGGUCCUGACGAUCGCGAGGCCGUGGCAUGGAGUAGACGCAUUGCUGCUCAUCCUCGUGUAAAUUUGACUGUGAUUAGGUUCCAAUCAGCUUCAGCUUCAUCAUUAGCAUCAGCAUCAGCAUCAAGUGUACAGAAUUCCCAGACUGAUAAUGCAUCAGAUGAUGAUGACGGUAUGCUAAUGGCACUAUCAAGACUGGAGACCGGGAAUGGCAGGAAUGAAGUUGACAAUACUUACCUGUCUGACUUCUACAACAGGUAUGUGACGUCGGGUCAAGUUGGGUAUGUGGAGAAGAAUGUGAACAGUGCGGCAGAGACGGCGGCAGCUUUGAGAAGCAUUGGAGACAAGUACUCGUUGUUCAUAGUAGGGAAAGGUGGGCGAGGGCACUCACCAUUGACAACCGGUAUUUGUGACUGGGAGGAGUGUCCUGAGCUUGGAACGGUUGGAGAUCUCUUGGCUUCCUCAGACAUCAAUGUCAAUGGCUCAAUUUUGAUUAUUCAGCAACAUAGGCAGUUAAAGAAAGAUCUUAUGGGUGAUUAAUUACUAGAUUGUAAUGGUAUCCUUAAUCCUUAU